This is a messenger RNA of Heteronotia binoei (common prickly gecko), 898 nucleotides long. RefSeq names its product cytochrome c oxidase assembly protein COX16 homolog, mitochondrial. Bases 363 to 704 code for a protein of 113 amino acids. NCBI's taxonomy places the organism in Eukaryota, Metazoa, Chordata, Lepidosauria, Squamata, Gekkonidae. The record is from RefSeq and is a predicted model, not a curated record. Gene Ontology annotation, biological process: mitochondrial respiratory chain complex IV assembly. Gene Ontology annotation, cellular component: mitochondrial inner membrane. The transcript has 4 exons.
AACUCAGCACUACGAAUGCAUCAUUUCUACCCGGUUCGAGCCCCUCGAUUUCACACGGAGCCCACUGCUAUUAGUCACAUUUUCUGCAGGCCAUCUAGUUUGCCCUUCUCUUCCUAACACGGGGAAGACGUGACUGUACGAGUCGUAUUUCUCCCUGCAAAGCUGUUGGGCUGCGAGGACACAUGCCAGCUUUCCGAAACGAGGAUUAAUGGCCCUCAGGUUGAAGGUCACUCACUAGCACCCAUACGGCUUUCCUCCGCCACGCCGCCACGGACGGAACUUUUCUCCUUCGGGCUACGGAAUCCAGGGGACCACGGAAUUUUUUCUUAGAACAGGAAGUGUUCUGGGAGCGGCUUACAUCCAUGCCUAGUUGGGUUAAACAGUGGCUGGGUUUCGCUGCAUGCGUGAUCAUGCGCAUCCUACGAGGGCUGGCGAAAAACAAGACGCUGCGCUAUGGAGUCCCGAUGAUGCUGCUUAUCAUUGGAGGAUCUUUUGGACUCCGUGAAUUUGCUCAGAUUCGCUAUGAUGCUCACAAACUACACAGCACGGUUGAUCCAGCUCUGGAAGAAAGAAUCAAAAAGAAUAAAGUGACACUGGAAUCUGAAUACGAGAAAAUAAAAGAUGCCAGUUUUGAUGACUGGAAAAACAUCAGAGGACCCCGUCCAUGGGAAGAAUCUAACACACUCCAAGAACAGCAGCGGUAGCAGCUGCAAAGACUUGGCUGGAAGUCAGCUUGAUUUCAUUAAUUGCUCUGCUCAUUAACAGUUCCAAAACUGUGAUUCUCCCCCCCUCCCUGCCCCACCGUGGAUGAGAUAGUUAACUCCACCAAGGAAAUAACUGUUUCAAACUGAUAUCAUGCCUGAGCAGAAGCCUUCUGAAUAAAGAUCACUUGCCAUUC